ACCUCUGAAGAAGUAGGGCAAUGGGAGGGAAUGUGCCUUUGGGGUGGGGGAUUAUGAGACUCUAGGAAAGUCUACUCUGGGUGGUGUGGAGCCAGUUCUUACCAGCUCAGAGUUCUAAUAAUUGGCAUCUCUUCCCAACCCCAUAAGUGAUUUCAUGCUGGUAGCUUUAAAUUGGCCUCAAGUGGCAAAUCAGUCCCUCCCCCCAAAGUGGUUGUUACACUCUAAUCAGUAUACUACCGAUGUGGGUGGCAGAAACCAGGACAGUGAAUUCUCUGCCGUUGUAGCCCUGCCGGACGUUUGGGCCUGGUUCGAGAAAGACCUUAAGGGCUUUACUGACACUACAUUGUGGCUAAAAUGCUGCACGGGGCUCGGUUCUGUAUUUACAGAGAGGCAGAUUUGGAGAAAGGCUGUGUGAGGAGUGACAAGCUAUGGGUCACUUAAGUCUCAACUGAUAAGGUAAAAUGAGAGAGGUGCCAGACGAAAGGGCUCCCUUCUCUGGCUUCUCUAGUUUAGCCGACUCCGGCCAGGCUGGGCGGAGCGGAGGAGCAAGGGAAGAAGGUGCCUUGAAGCGGCUGGACCGCCGCGGUGCCCCCACCCCAGCUGUAGCGUGGGCACUUUACUGCAGUCCUCCCCGCCGUACCAUCAGAAGGCGCUCUUGCGCAGUCUCCAGCCGACAGCCCGGCCCGGCUCGGCGACGCUGUAGUCGCGGUUUCUGUAAGGCAGGCGGGGCGGCUCGUUGAGCCGCCGAGAAGAUAAGGCUCGCCUAGCCUCGGGGCGCGCAGCCUGCUGGCGCCCACCAUGGAGCGGCUCCCGAAGCUGGCGGUCUUCGAUCUGGAUUACACGCUCUGGCCGUUCUGGGUAGACACGCACGUAGACCCGCCGUUCCACAGGAGCAGCGACGGGGCCGUCCGGGAUCGGCGGGGCCAGGCCGUCCGACUAUACCCAGAGGUGCCCGAAGUCCUGCGACGGUUGCAGGACCUUGGCGUGCCCGUGGCGGCCGCUUCACGGACCGGGGAGAUCGAAGGGGCCAAGCAGCUUCUGGAGCUCUUUGACCUGGACAGAUACUUUGUUCAUCGGGAAAUCUAUCCCGGCAGCAAGGUCACCCACUUUGAAAGGUUGCAGCAGAAGACUGGAGUAGUUUUUUCCCAGAUGAUCUUUUUUGAUGAUGAGAAGCGGAAUAUCAUAGACGUCAGCAAACUGGGAGUUACCUGCAUUCUUGUCCAGAAUGGAAUGAGUCUUCAAACCCUAACUGAGGGACUAGAGACAUUUGCAAAGGCCCAAGCUGGACCCUGAGGUCCAGUCCUGCGGCUGAGCCUCACCGGAGGCAUAAAACGGAAAGGAAAUCGGGAAGGCAUUUCCAGAUGUAUUUGUAAAUUAUUAAAGUAUGUUUGUGUGUGACAGAA
This is a messenger RNA of Enhydra lutris kenyoni (northern sea otter), 1403 nucleotides long. Its product is annotated as magnesium-dependent phosphatase 1. Lineage: Eukaryota; Metazoa; Chordata; Mammalia; Carnivora; Mustelidae. The record is from RefSeq and is a predicted model, not a curated record. The transcript is spliced from 6 exons. Bases 799 to 1293 code for a protein of 164 amino acids. Gene Ontology annotation, molecular function: acid phosphatase activity.